Bipolaris victoriae FI3 is the source of this 951-nucleotide messenger RNA. RefSeq lists its product as hypothetical. The transcript has a single exon. The coding region runs from base 1 to 951 and encodes 316 amino acids. NCBI's taxonomy places the organism in Eukaryota, Fungi, Ascomycota, Dothideomycetes, Pleosporales, Pleosporaceae. The record is from RefSeq and is a predicted model, not a curated record.
AUGCAUAGUGGCUUCUUCUCCCCCAUCGAGGACACUUUUUCCCAUUCCGCCCAGGUGUCGAGGCUAGAGCUUGAAAAGGAAUUAUUGGAAAACGAACUCGCCAACUGCGUUACCUAUUUGCAGGUGCUACGGAAGAAGCAAACUCGGAAUGAGCGGCGGCUUGCUGCCGACUCAUCCUUACCUGUUAGGAAAAAGAAGAAGAUCCGACAAAGUAUGCGUGAACUGGAGAAAGAAAUCCAAAAUCGAGAGCGUGAUAAACAAGCAUUUCUCAACAAUCUCCAAGCUUGCAAAGCAAACAUCUAUCUCGCCGAGACAGUGUCUUCGCCAUCUACAACAGUCUUGUCAACGAUACCGGACCUUGCCUCGGACUCUACGCUAUGUUCAUACCCGGAAGAACCCGAAGCCACAGAUGGGCAGUGGAACGGUUGGGCGGACAAGAUGGCAUCAUCUCCGUUUCAAAAGGAUUGCAGCAACUCUUCCUCUGUUGAAGACUUCGCACCAGAUGACCAUCCAGGUGUUGAUGGGUUCGAUUUAGCAACCACCAAAAGCACAGUAUGUGCACAGUAUGUGGCACAGACAGGCGCUACGUGGCCUUUGCCCAUGACUUGCACAUCAAAGCAGUUUGUGUUCAGCCCUGAGGCUGCUCUCUUUGAACCACGAAACGCGCACAAGGAUCAGGAUUUGCAGUUGGAUCAACAGUUCGCUGAAUUACAUCUUUCCUCGCCAAUAGCAGCGGCAACGUUGGACGGCACGGGAUGGGGUAGUGGCAUGGAUAAAUGUAGCCUCACCAAAUCUGUCACUGCACAACCAAAUCGGAAAAACUCGUUUGAGAGAAGUGUUGAGGAAGCGAGGAGGCAGUCUUGGGACAACAGAGCUCCGCGGCAGCAAAGACUAGACGAGGAGACAGGCAAUGCUGGCAGGCCCAAGAGGAGCAGGGCGAACUCUGUGUGA